AUGACCUAUUUGAUGGGCACCUACAAAUACAAUUAUUUCCUCGAUGACAAGUGCAUUACCUUUGAUCACGACAAACAGUUGACCGAUGGUUGUAACGACGGUCUUGUUCCACAAAUGGCAUAUUAUGAAAAAUACUCUUCAGUGAAUUGUCCAACUGGGGAUGUAGAUGAUAGUCCAGUUAGAAUAUCACAUGUAUUAAAUACAUGUUUAACCAAUGAAAUUACAGAAACAUUUACAAAAGUGUCGAGUGUUGCUAUGACCAAAUUUAACAUAUCGGGUAGUAUGACAUAUUCGGCUGGAUGCAACUUGGCUCAGGUGUUACCCAUUUCAUAUGACUGUUCGGCGUAUCCGACGUAUGGGUACAAUCGAGGGUUCAAUGUACCUACACUCGAGUUGAGAUACAACUAUACCAUCGGCUACCAAAAGAUAGAGAUGAGUCCAAUCGUAUCGACGUGGGGUAACAACUACCCACUCGACUAUCAGAUCAAAGCGUACAUCUCUGGCGACUCUCCAAAGAUAUUGGCUUAUGGAUGUGCAGAUGGAUGCACAUUGGACUAUAGCGAGGUAUCCCAAACAUUUACUCUUAAAAUUGAACUGGGUCAACCACACAUUGGUUGGGUUUUCGAUCCACCAUCAUCUUCUAUCACAAUGUAUGAUAAUUUAACUUUACCAUCAAUAACAACGAUCCUUGGAAAAGACAAUAUUACUAUUCAAUGGGAAUGUUUGGGUGGAGUACCUGGAGAGACAGUGUAUUCAGUUUAUUUUGGUGUGCCGGGUAAUCCAGCACUUCAAAUGAAAGAUUUCACAUCCAACACUGCAACAUUCUCAUCUUUGAUUCCAUCCACAUUGUAUGGGAUUGUUAUAGCUGCCACCAAUGGUAAUUUCCCAAGUGUUUCUAUAGUGACUAACGCCAGGACAAGUGCCGUUCAAAUACCCAAUCUUUGUACACAAAAUUGUGGAGAUUUUGGAAAGUGUAAUAUGACGAGUGGAUCUUGUGAUUGUGUGACUGGGUAUACCGGUCCAUUAUGUAAUAUCGUUUUAAACGAGACUAUACCAAUUGAAAACACAAAUGUCACCACAUCAACUACCAAACCAACCGUUGUACUCGGUCUAGGCAACAAAUCAUUCAAUUUUGAGUUGUCGGGUAUUCGAGAGGUUGACAUGGACGGGAUGGUCAUCAACCAAGCCAAUUUCUCAACUCUUCCAUGGUCAUAUAGUACAGCUACCAAUAUUUCCAUUCAACAUCCAGUCACCAACCAACUGUACAUUCAAAAUGAAUGGAAUUACACCAUCUAUGAAAACACUACUGCCAUUGUACCAUUUAAAAAUCUAUCCAUUUCAUUUAUUCAAAUUAAACCAAUCGUUGACAACAAUAAUACAGGUACUACAGGUGCUUCUAGUUUCCCAAGACAAUUUGCAGGAAUCAUGUUGGAUAUUCCAAUUGGAGCCAUUAAAUAUAGUAUCGAUUUACAUAGUUGGGCAUUUGAUCAACGAGUCAAUACAUUGGAAUUUGUUAGUCUAUUCAAUACAUCGGAAUUACAAUGCGGGGAGGUAUCAUUGGAUGAUACCUUGAUUGUUCAAGGACAAAACUUGUCACAGAUUAGUAUUGGGUCGACUGGUACACGGUAUACUGGUAAUAUUGUCAAUAGAGGUAUUGUAGAUAACAUCUUUACAACUAUCCGUAGUCGUUUUGAUAUUGUAGAUGGUCAAACCUACUUAAUUACUCAAACCCCAUAUCAUAAUGAUUUUAUUCAAUUGGAUCCUGAUCUAUCAGUACUAGUUCAACCAAAUUUCAAUGGUAAAGAUGGAUGUAGUCCAUCCAAUGAAUCAAAAACUAGUUGGCAACUUAUAGUUGGAGUAGUUGUCGGUGUGGUCGGUGCUGCUAUCAUUUCAAGACAUCGUAUUAGUAGAUCCAUCAAAAUUUCAAUGAAACUUCGUAGUUAA
This is a messenger RNA of Cavenderia fasciculata, 1944 nucleotides long. RefSeq lists its product as uncharacterized. Lineage: Eukaryota; Evosea; Eumycetozoa; Acytosteliales; Cavenderiaceae. The transcript is spliced from 6 exons. The record is from RefSeq and is a predicted model, not a curated record. The coding region runs from base 1 to 1944 and encodes 647 amino acids. Gene Ontology annotation, molecular function: protein binding.